CUGAGAGUGAAAUGUCUACUAAAAAAUAGGUUCAUGGAGGAAAAACAUCAAGAUCAAAUAGCAAAUAAUCAGUAUCUAACCCUAUGUCAGUUAGAAAACGGUUUUCAUCACUAAGUUCACCGUAAUUUAUUUCAUUUAAUCUUUUUUUUAGCCCGAACAACCAAGUACAAUCAACUUGCGUCUUUUGUUAGAAAUUUAAAAAUUAAAAAGUUGAAUCAUAUGGUCCUCUCCUUAAUAAAGCACUAUUUGCUAAGUAUUCUUCGUCUCAAAACUAUUAUUAUUCAAAGGACAUUAAUGAUAUAAUAGAUGAAGAAUCUACACCAGCUGUUGUUUUUUAUAGAGAUUUAGAAUGUAUGGUGGAAGAAGAAGAAUAUUUAAAGAGGUAUUAAUUAUAUCAUUAAAAGAUCAUAUGCUAAAAAAGAAACAACUUCAAAAAUUAAAGCCUUGCUUGAAUAUUACAAAUAUCAUAAAGAUAUACCUCGACUUUUUAUGCAGAAGGUCUACAUUACCAUUAAUAAGUUUCAUGAAAAGAAAAGAAGAAUUGAAUAUGCAAAUAUUAAAAGGAAAUUAAACAUCCCUGAUGAAGAUAUAGUAAUUUUAAUUUCCAAUAUCUUAGUAGCCAUCUAAAAAAAAGGAUAAAAAGAAGUAAAAACACAGUGAUGAAGAUUUAACAGUUGGUUAGUUAAAACAUCUAUUAAAGGAUUUGAAGUUAGAUACAAAUUCUUAUCUCUAAAAAAAUGUUGAUAUCUCAAGUAGUGUAUAAUUACGUGAAUUCGUACAAUAAAUUGGAUAAAAAUAUGAUUAUCUCGGAUAAAUUUCUGGUUUAUUGUCUAUUGAUUAAAGCAAUAGUUUUCUCUUAAGAUCUCAAGAUUUUUCAACUAUUAACAAAAACCAUAGAUAAAAAUACCUCAUUAAUCAAAAACCCAAACCAAAUUAAAAUUCUAAAGUUUAAAUUUUAGAUUCUAAGACUACUAAUUAAAUUAGUUAUUAAGGGAGUCUAGAUAAAAUAAAUUUUAAUAGAUUUCAAUUUUAUAAUCAAGGAGAAGUGUCUUCUUAAAAAGCUGAAAAUUCUAUUAAGGCAGGAGAAUAAACUAAAAGAUCUAAUCAAGAAUAAUCACCUUUAAGGAGUUCAUAAUAAUCAUAAACUAUUUAAAAAGUUUAUUCUUCAAUGGAAGGAUUUGCUAAUUUUGUUUAAAAAUAAUAAUAAUCCUAUUAAAAAUAGCAAAAACAAAAUUAUGGUUAGAAGUCAAGUUCUCAAAGGAAAGUUAGUGCAAAUUUCAAUUCAACUGAUUGCCAAUUUAGGUUACCAAGUAGAUAGAGUUCAACAUAGAAAUAAUCAGCUGAAUUGUAAUCAUAUUAAGUUAAUUUCUUGUAAAUAUUUGAUAUCUAUAAAUAGGAGAACCAGAGUAGCUUCCCAAUUGUAAAAAUACGAUGAUGAUUAUAAGAGUAUCAAACAUGUACAUUUAUAAUCUUAGGUAAGCAACCUUUAGCAACAGAUAGAAUUCAAAGGUCUAGUAUGUAUAAUGUAGAAGAAAAAAACUAACAGAAAUCUUAAUCUAAAAAUAUGUAAAAUUUUUAAAUAAAUUUAGAUAAAAAAUGCCAUAGAAAUUUACUUAAUAUGCAUUAGCAACAUUAAGGAAUCUCUAGGUGAAGAAUCCUGAGGUGAAGAAAAAAUAAGUUGUUAAUGGAAAUAAUAUGUAAGGGCCAAUAUUGAAUUCAUAAUAAUUACAUUAUAGAACAAAAUCGUAAGAUGCGGUUGUAACCUAUAAAGCAUCACCUCAAAAAUAUGCAUAACGUCAUGAUAAUUCAAAAGACCCAUUAAGAAUUGCAAACAACAUUUGUGUGUAAUCGUCUUCUAAAAAAGGAGGUGGUGUAUACAAUAUUAACUAAAAUAAUAUAGUUAAUAUAUAUAUCGAAGAUUUGAAAUCUUCAGCUAAAAUAAAAUAAGGCGGGUCGUAAACUGCUCGAAUAAACAGUCCGUUAAAAAACAACCCUAAAGGUAUUUUCGAAGUCUAUAACACUUAAAGAUGUAAUUUAAGUCCUGCAAGCAAAAAAAUGGUUUGA
This is a messenger RNA of Paramecium sonneborni, 2064 nucleotides long. The record is from the annotation of a GenBank genome assembly. Lineage: Eukaryota; Ciliophora; Oligohymenophorea; Peniculida; Parameciidae.